This is a messenger RNA of Pan troglodytes (chimpanzee), 756 nucleotides long. RefSeq lists its product as uncharacterized. The record is from RefSeq and is a predicted model, not a curated record. Lineage: Eukaryota; Metazoa; Chordata; Mammalia; Primates; Hominidae.
AUGUACAGGCCCAGCCUCUGCCUCACAGCAGACUCUUCACACCCAGCUCUUCCCUGUCUGCGGCCUCUCCAGUCCAAAGCUGCUCCUGCCUUUUGGCAGCUUGUACAGGCCCAGCUCCUCCCUCACGGUGGCCUCUUUCGGCCCAACUCAUGCCUCUUGCAAUGUGCCCAAGUGUCAGCUCCUGCCUCACACUGGCCUGUUGAGGCCCAGCUCAUGCCUCUCAUGGCCUCAACGGGCCCAUCCCCUGCCUGUCGGCGGCCUCUACAGGCCCGGCCUCUACCACAGUGGGCUCUCCAGGCCCCUCUUCCUCACCGUGGCCUCCUGGGGCAAUGCUCCUCCCUCUCGGGAGCCUCUGCGGGCCCAGCUCCUGCCUCCCAGGCCUCUGCUGGCCAAGCCCGUGCCUCAGGGCAGCCUUUCCAGGCCUAGCGUUUGCUGCUUUGCAUCCUCUCCAGGCCCUGGACUUCCUCCAGUCGGCCUCUCCAGGCCCAGCUCUUCCUCUCGGCGGCCUCUGCAGGCCCAGACUGUCGUCAAGUCGGCCUGUCCAGGGCCAGCUCCUGCCUCCCGGCGGCCUCUGCAGGCCCAAGUCGUCCUCAAGUCGGCCUCCCCAGGCCCAGCUCCGGCCUCUCGGCAGCCUCUCCGGGUGCAAAAGUUCCUCGAGUCAGCCUCUCCAGGCCCAGCUCCUCCUGCCUCCCAGUGGCCUCUUUCGGCCCAGCCCAGCUCAUGCCUCCCGGCGGCCUUCCCAGGCCCCGCUUUUGA